ACAGUAGAUUUUUGUUUGUGCCGGACCGACGACUGGUGUCUGGCUCAGAUUGACACGGAAUUCAGUGCUAUCAGUGAUAUUCAGCAUCGAAGAAACAAAGUUCGAGUUGAAAUGGUAGCGGGCACCUUACCCCUGACCUCCGCUCAGGGAAUCAUCUCCCUGCUGGACGAAAAUCAGACGGAACUGAAGAUCUUCGCUCUUCGAAAACUCGAUCAUAUCGUCGAUGAAUUCUGGGCUGAAAUUUCGGAGGCGAUCGAAAAAAUUGAGAUUCUCUAUGAAGACCAGCAGUUUCCCGACCGGAAAUUGGCGGCCCUUGUCGCCUCGAAAGUGUACUAUCACCUGGGAUCCUUCAAAGAUUCCUUGGAGUUCGCUCUACAUGCAGGGGAUCUGUUUGACAUAAACUCAUCGAGUGAAUUCGUGCAAACAAUCGUGUCCAAAGCGAUCGACGACUACAUCAGUAUGCGACAGGCCGUUUUUAGCCAGGUCGCGAAGAAGGACCUCACCAUCAACGCGCAAUUGGAAGCGAUCGUCGAUCGAAUGUUCGACCGGUGCUUCGAACACGGCCAGUACAGACAAGCGAUCGGAAUUGCGCUCGAAACUCGGCGAAUGGACAUGUUCGAGAAGGCCAUCAGGCAAUCGGACGACAUGGUGAAACUGCUGCAAUACAGUCUGCGUAUUGCGAUGACCCUAACCCAGAACCGAUCCUUCCGAGACGAGAUUCUCCGAGUUCUUAUAACUUUGUACCAAGAUCUGGAAACCCCCGACUACGUCAACAUGAUCCAGUGCCUGAUAUCGCUCGACGACGCUGCCUUCUCCGCCGAGAUCCUGGAGAAACUGGUUCGUGGCUCGAAAGAGAAUCAGCUGAUGGCCUACCAAAUUAGCUUCGAUCUCUACGAGUCCGCUAUCCAGCAGUUCCUACUCAGGGUGAUCGACUCCUUGCGCGAGAUAGUCGGCCCGAAAACAGAAACCCCGGCUGUCGCCGAAGGCAGCGAGGACAAACCCAAGCUGAAACCAGGCGAAAUCCAGAAGACCGGUGAUGAGCAAGUGGACAAACUCAUCCGGAUACUGUCCGGAGAGCUUACGAUCGAGCUCCAUCUCCAAUUUCUGAUUCGUUCGAAUCACUCUGAUCUCCUGAUCCUGAAACAAACGAAAGAAGCCGUUCGGAACAGCGUAUGUCACACUGCGACUGUGAUCGCAAAUUCUCUGAUGCACUGCGGAACUACUUCCGACACGUUCCUCCGAGACAAUCUCGACUGGCUCGCGCGGGCCACCAACUGGGCCAAGUUCACCGCGGUCUCGUCUCUCGGAGUGAUCCACAAAGGACACGAGAAGGAGUCCCUCCAGCUCAUGGGGCCCUAUCUUCCAAAGGAGAACACAACCUCGUCGGGCUACACGGAGGGCGGAGGACUCUACGCCCUCGGCUUGAUCCAUGCGCAUCACGGCGGAGCGAUUAUCGAUUAUCUCAUGAACCAACUGAAAGACGCUCCGAACGAGGUCAUUCGUCACGGCGGAUGUCUCGGACUCGGUCUCGCGGCCAUGUGCACCCAUCGCCAAGACGUCUACGAGCAGCUGAAAUUCAAUUUGUACCAGGACGAUGCGGUCUCCGGAGAGGCGGCUGGUAUCGCGAUGGGUCUCGUGAUGUUGGGUUCAGGAAACAGCCAAGUCAUCGAUGACAUGGUCGCCUACGCCAAGGAGACUCAACACGAGAAAAUUCUCCGUGGUCUCGCCGUCGGCAUCGCUUUCCUCGUGUUCGGAUGCAUGGAGGGAGCCGACGCCCUCAUCGACACACUCGCCAGCGAUAAAGAUCCCCUACUGAGGAGAUCGGCCAUGCACACGAUCGCGAUGGCGUACUGUGGCUCGGAGAACAACGCGUCGAUUAAGAAACUGCUCCAUUUCGCAGUGUCCGAUGUUAACGACGACGUGCGCCGAGCGGCGGUUGAAGCUCUCGGAUUUCUCCUGAUCCGGACACCGGAGCAAUGUCCGAGUGUGGUCUCCCUCCUGUCGGAGAGCUAUAACCCGAACGUCCGAUACGGAUCUGCGAUGGCUCUCGGAAUUUCCUGCGCGGGAACCGGCAACAAGGAAGCUCUCGCACUUCUCGAGCCGAUGACAAACGACCCGGUCAACUUCGUGCGUCAAGGUGCCCUGGUAGCCACAGCUCUCGUCCUCCUCCAGCAGAGCGAAGCUGUCUGCCCGAAGAUGAAGGAGAUCCGCGCCUUCUACCAGAAAGUCAUCACGGACAAACACGAGGACGUCAUGGCCAAGUUCGGAGCCAUUCUCGCCCAGGGCAUCAUCGACGCGGGAGGCCGUAACGUGACCGCGGGUUUGCUCUCGCGAACCGGGCACGUGAACUAUCCCGGUGUCGUCGGUAUGUUGGGCUUCACCCAGUUCUGGUACUGGUUCCCGAUGAGCCAUUUCCUGUCUCUAGCCUUUACACCGUCGUGCGUGAUCGGAUUGAACUCGCAGCUAGCGAUGCCGAGACUGGAGUACCGCUCGAACGUGAAGCCAUCGACUUACGCCUACCCGCCUGCUCUGGAAGAGAAGAAGGAAAAAGAGAGGGAGAAGGUCACUACCGCCGUGCUCUCGAUCACAGCGAAAUUCGCCGCCAAGAAAAAACAGAAAGAAAAGGAAAAGGAAGAGGAAAAAAUGGAAGUGGAAGAAACUCCCGCAGUGAAGGCCGAGGUCAAGGCGAAGGAAGAGCCCGAACUCCCGAAGCCCGAAACCAAGAAGGACGAAGUCGAAGCGAAAAAAGAAGAGGAGAAGAAGCCCGAACCAAAUUUCGAGAUUCUCAGCAAUCCUGCGCGAGUCGUUCGGCCUCAAUUGAAAGUCAUCCAAAUGCACGAAGCUCCGAGAUACCGGCCGGUGAAGGACAUUUCAAUAGGAGGCAUCAUUCUCAUGCAGGAUACGCAGGCGGAAGUGAAGGAAGAACUCGUGGAGCCGGUCAGUGCCGGCGGUUUGUCCGUCACACAAGACGAACAAGAGCCCGAGCCUCCGGAGCCAUUCGAGUAUGACGAGUGAUUAGGAGAAGCUCUUCGUACAGAAGACCAUCCUUCGAUCUAGCCUCGGAGCACGAGAGAAAUAUACGCGGAUAUUUAAGACUAUAAACUUCUCUACCACAAUUUAAGGGAGAUCGCAAAUAAAACUGGUUUUCAUAAACGAGA
Galendromus occidentalis (western predatory mite) is the source of this 3158-nucleotide messenger RNA. RefSeq names its product Regulatory particle non-ATPase 2 (gene Rpn2). The transcript is spliced from 2 exons. Bases 112 to 3015 code for a protein of 967 amino acids. Gene Ontology annotation, cellular component: nucleus; proteasome regulatory particle, base subcomplex; proteasome complex. The record is from RefSeq and is a predicted model, not a curated record. Lineage: Eukaryota; Metazoa; Arthropoda; Arachnida; Mesostigmata; Phytoseiidae. Gene Ontology annotation, biological process: regulation of protein catabolic process; proteasome-mediated ubiquitin-dependent protein catabolic process. Gene Ontology annotation, molecular function: enzyme regulator activity.